Molecule: messenger RNA, 3747 nt
Organism: Nezara viridula (southern green stink bug)
Lineage: Eukaryota; Metazoa; Arthropoda; Insecta; Hemiptera; Pentatomidae
Source: the annotation of a GenBank genome assembly
CAUCUAUGCUGGUCCCGGGUUAGUUGGUUCGUUCUGGUUAGUUUAAUUUUGGAAGGAGGGGUUAUUAUAAUUACAAUUAUUCGUGAAAGCCAAACUUUGACAGAGAAAUGAGAUAUGUUGGAGCUCGGAGUGAGGGUUGUUCGGGGGCCCGAUUGGGAAUGGGGCAACCAAGACGGAGGGGAAGGCUUUGUAGGAACUGUUGUCAAAAUUGGCAGGCCAGGCUCAACUAUUUCUCCAGAGAAUACUGUUGUAGUUAUUUGGGAUACUGGCGUAGAAACCAAUUAUAGGGUUGGAUAUGAUGGUUCUUAUGAUCUCAGACUUUUGGAUAAUGCUCCUGCAGGUGUGAAACAUCAUAACAUCAUUUGUGACGGAUGUCAUUCUAAGGGUAUAUCUGGUCUCAGGUUCAAGUGCACGAGGUGUUAUGAUUUUGACCUAUGUCUUCAAUGCUAUAUGGCAGACAAGCAUGAUUUGUCACAUGUCUUCCAGAGAUUUGAUACUUAUAAUUCAGUUGGGGUUGAGCUACCACCCCGACAAGGAUCUACAAAAAUUUUAUUACGCGGUAUAUUUAUUGGUGCAAUUGUUCAGCGAGGUAAUAACUGGGAUUGGGGGGACCAAGAUGGUGGACCAGGUAAAAAGGGAAGAGUUCUCGAUAUACGGGGUUGGGGAAAUGAAUCUUGGAGAUCAGUGGCCAAUGUCGCGUGGAGUUCUGGAUAUACCAAUAUGUAUAGCGUUGGUCACAAAGGUAGAGUUGAUCUAUUAUGUGUUGAACCAGCUGUUGGAGGGCAUUAUUAUCGUUCACAUCUACCAAUACUUGGUGAAAAAACUGAGGAACAUGAUAGUCAUCAAGAUUCCAACCUGACUUUUAUAGUUGGUGAGAGUGUUAGUGUGACUGUGGAUGUGGAGGCUCUGAAAAAGAUGCAAGAAGGGCAUGGCGGAUGGAAUCCUCGUAUGUCUCAGAUUGUUGGUGAAAUCGGAAUCGUGCAUAGAUUUACAGAAAAAGGCGAUAUUCGUGUAUAUUAUCCUACAUUGGAUUGCCGGUGGACUUUAAACCCAAGUGUGAUGAAGAAGGUUGGCCGUCCUCAUUCUGUUGGAGACAAAGUGAAGAUUUUGAAUGACCAAAAAAUAGUUGAGCUGUUCCAAGCAGGACAUGGGGAGUGGAUAUCAGCAAUGACAUCAAUAUUGGGUAAAGUGGGUAGGAUAGUCCAAGUUUAUAAAGAUGGUGAUUUAAGGGUCACUGUAGAAGGACAAACAUGGACGCUAAAUCCUAACAAUAUAGAACCUGUAUCAGAAUGUGUCAAUACUAACACACCAAGUCCUCGCCAUCAUGGAGAUUCUGUGUCUUGCUUACUUUCAAGUUUAAUGGAGAAUAAACUUGAAUUGGAAUCCGGUCCAUCCAUCGAAAGUAUUGUUAAAGAAGCUGCUAAAGGAAAUUCUCAAGUUGUUUUAGACUUUAUGAAAUUGCAUCCUAUUUUGAUUGAUGGCAAGUUGAAUAACAAGACAUGUCUUCAAGUAGCGAGCCAUCAAGGUCAUGCUGCUUUGGUUACAUCUCUUCUUGCUUUGGGAGCUGAUUUUAAUAUAUCUGAUGACGAAGGUGAUAAAGCUCUUCAUUAUGCAGCUUUUGGCGAACAGGCAGAAGUAAUAGAUUUACUCCUGACUGCUGGAGCUGAUCCUAAUGCUGUUAACAAUAGUCUCAGCUCCCCUCUCCACGUAGCAGUAAGCAGGCAGAAUUUACCCUGUAUCAAGGCUCUUCUUAAUGCAAAAGCAAAUGUUAAUCUUCAGGAUUCUUAUGGUGAUACAGUAUUGCAUGAUGCCAUUGGUAAUGAAGUUAAUGAAGCUGUCGAACUGCUUUGUAAUACUCCUGGAUUAGAUUUAUCUCUUAAAAACAAACGCGGUUUCAACCCUCUUCAUCAUGCUGCCUUGAAAGGAAAUUUAUUUGCUACCGAUAAGCUGAUUAGUCGUGCUCGACAGUUGGUUGAUGUAAAAAAAGAUGAUGGGUUUGCUGCGCUGCACCUAGCAGCUUUUAAUGGCCACCGAGCCGUUGUCGAAAGCCUAGUUACUGAUGGAAAAGCAACUCUAGAUCUUUUCACUUACAGAAAACAAACACCGCUCAUGUUGGCUGUUUCUCAGGGACAUAGUGCUGUAAUAGAGUUUCUAGUUGGUUCUGGUUCGAAUCUCGCUCUUAUGGAUGAAGAUGGUGAUACUUGUCUUCAUUUUGCACUAAUGAAGAGAUCAACAAUAGCUGCACCAAUACCAGAAGCAGAGGCACCAACAAUAUUUGGGAUUUGGGAAGAAGUGAGAGAAAGUAAUCCUCAGUUGGCAAAUGAAAGUAUUGGUAUUGCGAUAGCCUGUUAUCUUGUUCAAGAAGGUUGUCCAAUGUUAAAGAACAGCAAAAAUAAAACACCAUUAGACAUUGUUGAGGGAACUGAUAUAGGUCCAAUUCUUAAACAGUAUGUCAACAAUGGUUCAAAGGAAGACAAGAAAAAGAAAGACAAGAGGCCAGUUGAAUGUGGUGUUUGCUCUGAAUUGAGUGAGGAAAAUGUUCGCCUUGAUCCAUGUGGUCACAGGAUAGCUUGCGAAGACUGUUCAGCUAGGCUCAAAAAGUGUAUUAAAUGCUCAACAAUAAUUAAUUGCCGCCUUUCAAAUGAUGGUCGUGUAAUCUCUUAUAGACCUCGACAACCAACUGCUGAAUGCUUGCGUUACUUAGAGACCAAAAUAGCUGAAAUAGAAGAAACACACUCAUGUUCAAUAUGCAUGGAAAGACGAAGAAAUGUUGCAUUUCUUUGUGGUCAUGGAGCUUGUGAUAAGUGUGCUGCUCCACUGCGUUCUUGUCAUAUGUGUAGGAAAACGAUUACGAAAAAGAUUAAUCUGUAUUAGGAUACUGUCUCCCAUGUACUUAAUUAAUUGCCAAAUGUGCUGUUUAAACUAUUUUUUCCAUUUUAGUUAACUAAGGGAAUCAGGUAUAAUAAUAUAAAGAAAUUAAGAUUACAUUACCAAAGUAGUGAUUGAACAUGUUUUCCCUUGAUCUGUAUAUAAUAAUUUUAGUAUUAUAUUUUUAAAGGCCUACUUAAUGAAUUUUGUACUGAUAAGUAAAUAUUUUAUGUGGCACUUUUUAAAGUGUUAUGAAUUAUCUAGGAAAUGUACAAAAAAUAUUUUAUUAAAUAUAGUUAAAUUUUAGCUGUGUCAUUGUGAUAAAUUUCUGAGUUAAUGCAUUUAUGUUUUAUAAUCAAGCGUUAAUAAUUAAAAACUUUUAUUAUUUGUUCCAUACUUCAUAAUAUUCAUUAGAUCCUUUAUGGCAAUCUUACAUUCGUUUGAGGAAUGUUACGUCACUUCAAACUUGAUGUAUGAAUUAUUAUCCGAAAGAUGAUUGUAAUAAUAGGUUAAGAUUUUUUUAUUUAAAAGAGAUUAUGAUAUUUUAUAUUUAUAUAUUAUUAGCUAAAUUAUUAGUUUAAGAUGGUGUACAGAAUAUAUCUUUCAUCACAGAUGCUGUUAACUCGUUACCUCAUAUUCCUUGUCUAUCUAGUCAUUAACCGAUGUUUAAACAAAUGUAUAAUACUUUAUAUUAUGAAAUCGUCUAAAAAUGAGAAUAUGUAGAUCAAUUACUAGAUGAUAUCUCAAAAAUCUGAUUAUAUAUGUAUCCUGAUUAAUUAAUAUGUAUUCAUAAAUAGAGAAGUAUAAUUUUUAUGGAAAAAAAAUCUAUUUGUUUGAUCAAUUCAUUUUUCUAUUUGGUAAUAAAAAUGUUUCAAGGUA